Messenger RNA from Chironomus riparius, 2420 nucleotides. The record is from the annotation of a GenBank genome assembly. NCBI's taxonomy places the organism in Eukaryota, Metazoa, Arthropoda, Insecta, Diptera, Chironomidae.
CGAAUCCAGAACUAGUCAGUCACAAUGAGAAUAAUAUAAAAAAUAAUUCAUUUUCUCCGUCAUUAAAAUCUUAAUAAAUAAUUAAUAAAACAAAGAAUUAAAGAGGACUUAAAGUUAAACAAAUAUGGCAAUUCUGGAGAUUGCUAGUGGUAUUCUAUUUGCACCAUUUUUCUUUGUUUUAAUUAUCAUAAUAUUACUAGCAUCGUUCGGAAAAUCAUUUGGCAUAAGGCGGCUGUAUGUUCAAAUGCUAGUGAAGUUAUUUGAGUACGGUCGUGCUAAUAUUGAAUCAGCAAUUAAGCGAAAAGACAGCAGUUCCGAUUGUGCAAGUGACACCGAAGAUGAGGCUGAUCAUGAAAAAGAGAAAUCUGUGGAUCAAGUCGUUGAUAAUUUGGAAAUACCAAAGAAAAAUGGAAUUAUUAGAAAAAUUAGUUCAAAUGGCAAUAUUGGAAAUGGAAAUGGAAAUUCCGUCAUUUCAAAAGAAUCACUUAUUUUGGUCCCUGAUAAGACAAUUUCGACAGCUGUGAAUCAGAGCAAUGGAAAAGAAUCGCCAAUAUUGCUAAACAAUAAUGAUGAUGAGCAAAAAAUUAGCGAUAAAGACAACAAAUUAAAUGACUUCAAACUCGAUGAUUGUUUAGAGUAUGUCAAGUCUGGGAUGGAAGCAAUAAUUGAGGAUGAUGUGACUUCAAGAUUUCAGGCUGAGGAGCUCAAAAAUUGGAAUCUUCUGACGAGAACAAAUAGAGGAUAUGAAUUUAUUUCGUGGAGGCUGACAGUCCUAUGGGUUAUAGGGUUUCUAAUAAGAUACUUAUUCUUAAUGCCAUUGAGGGUUAUCAUAUGCUUUAUUGGGGUCGGUUGGUUGGUUGUGGCAAUGACAAUCGUUGGAUUUGUUCCAUUUGAGGACCUGAGACUUUGGAUGAACAACAAAGUGUCUUUAGUCGCGUACAGAAUAAUUAUUCGAUCAUUGUCUGCCUUAAUUAUUGUCCACAAUGAAGAAUAUCAGCCAAAAAAUUGCGGUUUUUGUGUAGCAAAUCACACAUCGCCAAUCGAUGUCGCAAUCUUAUCUACUGAUUGUACCUAUUCAUUGAUUGGACAGCGACAUGGAGGAUUCCUUGGGAUUUUACAACGAGCAUUAGGAAGAGCUUCUCCUCAUAUUUGGUUUGAAAGAGCUGAAGCUAAGGACAGAUCAGCAGUUGCUACUAGACUAAGACAGCACGUAUCAGAUCCCAAAAAUCCACCAAUUUUAAUCUUCCCAGAAGGAACAUGUAUCAAUAACACGUCAGUUAUGCAGUUCAAAAAAGGAAGUUUUGAAGUCGGAGGCGUUAUCUAUCCAGUUGCCAUAAAGUACGAUGCACGCUUUGGAGAUGCAUUUUGGAACAGUUCAAAAGAUUCAAUGAUUCAAUACCUAUACAUGAUGAUGACAUCAUGGGCAAUAGUUUGUGAUGUUUGGUAUUUACCGCCAAUGUAUCGUGAAGAAGACGAAUCAGCUAUAGAUUUUGCAAAUCGAGUAAAGAGCGUAAUUGCAAAGCAGGGAGGACUAAUUGAUCUAGUCUGGGAUGGUCAAUUAAAGAGAAUGAAAGCCAAAAAGGAAUGGAAAGAAAUACAGCAAGAAAAGUUUGCAGAGAGGCUGAAAGGAGAUUAAUUUAAGUGAAGAAACUAUUUAGUCUCUCUGUCUAGGAUAUUAAGUUAUUAUUAUUAUGUUGAGAUGGCGGUAUACAGGCAUAAUUCAAAAAAAUCAUUCCAAAACCUACUCAAAAUGUGUAAAUAGGAUCGCAAAAAAAUAUGAGGAGAAAGAAAACCAAAAAAAUGGGGAUUGAUUGCUCAUGACAUCUAAAUUUUUAAAAAUUUUUCCGAAUUUUAAUGGAUUUUUGAAAUUUGAACUCAAUCAGUCCAAAAACUCAAAUUCUAAAAGUUCGUUAAAAUUGGAUGUCUUGGGUAAGCGACCCUAAAAACACAUAAGACGAUUACCUCUUCUUUAUUACUAUUAUUACUCUAUAUAUCUGAUCGUAAUAUGAUUAUUUACGAUUUUUCUGUAACUUUACGACGGAAAAAAGACUGAUGACGUUUCAAUGAUAUUUUCUACAUCACAUAAAGAAGACAAAAGAAGAAAACUAUUGAAAAGAGUGUAAAAAUAGGCAAUGAAACUGAUUAGAAAAUAACAAGAUAAGUCAACAAAUAAUAAUAAUAAUUGGGAACUAUAUGCUGCUUUCCUGUCCUCCCUAGUUUCCGCAAUCACAAGCAAAUCUAAGCAUUAAUUUUCUGUAUUAAUUUGAACGAAACUUGUGACAAUGAUGAAGAAUUUGAUGGUGCAUUUGCAAUUCUAAAAAAUCGGUUGUACUAUCUACUUAAACCUGCACAUCCUUAUUUUUUGCUUGUUAAUUAAACCACCUUUUUUGGUUUGCUGCUAAAUUAAGUUUAAAUUAGUG